Electrophorus electricus (electric eel) is the source of this 1982-nucleotide messenger RNA. It is a transcript of the gene hoxb8a, whose product is annotated as homeobox B8a. Gene Ontology annotation, cellular component: nucleus. Gene Ontology annotation, biological process: regulation of transcription by RNA polymerase II. The record is from RefSeq and is a predicted model, not a curated record. Gene Ontology annotation, molecular function: RNA polymerase II transcription regulatory region sequence-specific DNA binding; DNA-binding transcription factor activity, RNA polymerase II-specific. Lineage: Eukaryota; Metazoa; Chordata; Actinopteri; Gymnotiformes; Gymnotidae.
GCCCCACCGUACCCUUUCUCUUUAACUCUCUUUUUCAUUCUCUCGCUCCCUCCAUAUCAGAAGCUCGCAGAGCUGUGGUCGUGUGGGGACGCAGGAAGCCAAUGGGAUGAGGACUCGAUAAUAGAUGCAAAUUAUCAUGAAAGGACGCAGCAAAAUAUGAAACAACUUAUUUGCAGCGGAGUAAAUCACAGUAAACUGUUUGGGAACUGGCACCCUGCACCGGAAUUGUGAUGCUGGAUCUCCUGAGCGGCGCGUAUCAGUGGAAGCUGAAUAGCUGUGGCUUUAAAGGGGCUGUUUAAAAAGGUAUACAAACACAAGUCAUCCACUGCUGGAAAUCAACGUCUGUUGUGGCAUUUGUGUCUUUUGAUUCAAAAUAAUCGGCUCUGACCAGUGUAUCCCUGGCUAACACGUUGACACAAUACAAUCAAAAGCAACCCCCACAUCAAAAACAACAUCGACUGCAGCAAAAGAUGAGCUCCUAUUUUGUCAACUCACUCUUCUCCAAAUACAAAAGUGGAGACUCGUUACGCCCUAAUUAUUAUGAGUGCGGUUUUGCGCAGGACUUGGGGACUAGACCCACCGUCGUGUACGGUCCAGGCACCGGGGCAACUUUCCAGCAUGCCCCACAGAUUCAGGAGUUUUACCAUCACGGUGCGUCAACGCUAUCUGCUGCUCCUUACCAGCAAAGUCCAUGUGCUGUAACUUGUCAUGGCGAGCCAGGCAAUUUCUAUGGUUACGAUGCUCUCCAAAGGCAAACUCUCUUCGGUGCCCAGGACGCCGACUUGGUCCAGUAUAGUGACUGCAAACUCGCCGCGGGAGGCAUCGGCGACGAGACGGACAACACGGAACAGAGUCCGUCCCCUACGCAGCUGUUCCCCUGGAUGCGACCGCAAGUAGCUGCUGGACGCAGGCGAGGACGCCAGACCUACAGCCGCUACCAGACACUCGAGCUCGAGAAGGAGUUUCUCUUCAACCCCUACCUGACGCGCAAGCGGCGCAUUGAGGUGUCGCACGCCUUGGGACUGACCGAACGGCAGGUCAAAAUUUGGUUUCAAAACCGCCGUAUGAAAUGGAAAAAGGAAAACAACAAGGACAAGUUUCCCAGCAGUAAGUCAGAACAGGAAGCGAUUGAGAAGGAGAAGCGGGAGAAGGAACAGGCCGCCGGAUCACAGUCGGCAAGUGAAGACUGCCAGAAAGCGAAGCAAAUAUAGAGGCAGACAGCAAUCAGGAGCGCAAAAGUUAAAUAUAUAUAUACACAUAUAUAAAAAGGACAUCGAGACAGCGGAGAGAGAGUAGCGUGAAAGGUUUGUCGAAUAGACAUUUCAGUCUACGACGGGUCAAUACCUAUCUCAGUCGAUGGGGAAAUAGAUGACCGAUGGUGGCGAAAAAGGACCCCAAAUCAAUGUGUGACCACCGAACUUUAUGAUGACGAACGAAAAGAAGCAUUUUUACUUUUUUCCCUAAUGUUCAGAGAGUAGGCCAAGUAGCGUCUAAACUAGCCUCCUUUCUUCGUGGAAUAAUUAUUGUGAAAACUCGGUUUCUAUUGUUAGGAUUUUGACAUUAACAAUUACCUUGGCAGCUGUAUAGUUCUUAAGUUAAAUGGUGCACUUUUAACUGUUCUCACUUAUAUGUUAUGAUGACGUAGCGAUUAAUGACUUCCAACAACAUGAAACUGCCUAUUUAUGCCGUAGAAUGUCUUUUUACACCUCUUUAGUUUUCUCAGAUUUGAUGGUAUUUUGUUGUCUUCCUUUAUUGGGUUAAGCAUGCGCACAGUGGAUAAAAUAAAUAAAAAUAAAUUAAAAAGGAUGUCAUGUGACCCAUUGUUUACUGUGAAACAGAUUUUUGUACUGUAUUCGUGAAUUAGUUCUUGGGAACUUGACGAUAUGCUUUCAUUGUUCUUCAUCACUUUGUUCUAUUGUCUAAACCUGGAAGAAGACGAAAAACUGGGCACAAUAAAGUUUACAAGCGAGAAUCCAUGUCAA